GUGUCACCAAUCAGCAGAUGCUCAAAGAUCGCAGAAUGGUGUCGUUUUGCUGCUGUAUUCGUUUUGCCUAUCUUCUGGCAGUAAUCCAGCUAGCAUCAGCAACAGGCGUAUGCUACCGCGAUGUUUCCUCCACUGAGACCUACCAGGUUUACGUGUCCAUGAGCAGUGGCUACACAACUAGAUGUGGCUUAUUCUGGCGAUGUGAUAGGACCAGGUACAGAGCAGCGGUCCAACUACGAACUCGCAUUGUCCAUCGUAUUGUGCCAGUAUGCUGCAAUGGAUACCAAGGAAAUGGAGUCGAUUGCACUCCUAUAUGCACAGGGGAUUGUUCUAACCGAGGUACAUGUGUGGCACCAGAAGUGUGUGAUUGCCAAGAUGGGUGGACUGGAAACCAAUGUUCAGAAGAUUUUGAUGAGUGUGCCGCUGGAGUGUGUACCAACUGCACAAACAGUGUUGGUUCGUUCCAGUGCACCUGUCCUGAUGGCAUCACUCUCUCCCCGGGCCAGACUUGUGUUGAUCCACCUGGAAUGAUUUCUACAAGUCAUAUCACUUCUAGGUCUAUACUUAUCAGCUGGGAGGCCCCCACGAUUACUCAACAAGAUGAACACUUACAAAACUAUGCUCUCUCUUGUUCAGCUAGUGGAACCUCACAUACAGAAGCCCCUAUGACUAUCGAGUCUUCAGAAACCUCAGUCACUGUACCUAACCUUGCUCCAAACACCAUCUACACAUGUUGUAUAAGGGCCAUAACAACAGCUGGACAGUCCCCCAAUGUUUGCACAAGGAACUCUACUCUGGAAGAUGUGCCAUCUACACCUCCUGAGAAUGUGACAGUUGUAGCAGUGAGUCCCUUUGCAGUGGAAGUGGAGUGGAACCCGCCAGCCACACCAAAUGGGGUCAUCAUUCACUACAAUGUUUAUACUUCCAACCUAGUACUAGUUGACACAGUCAACAGCUCACAAAGAAACUAUGUCUACAGUGGACUAACACCAUAUCAGAAUGUUAGUGUGUGUGUUUCUGCCAGUACAAGUGUAGGAGAAGGCCCAAAGUCACAACCAGUAUCUACCAGAACAAGAGAAUCAGCUCCCAGUGAAGUUGAGAGUUUUGAGGUGGUGGCAGUGUCUGAAACCUCGUUCAAUGUCUCUUGGAAUCCCCCUCGCUUGCCCAAUGGAGUUCUGACUGGUACCAGCUGACAGUCAUUGACUUGGUAUUUGGAAGCGGUUCACCCACCACAACCGUUUCACCCAACACACUUGAAGUUGCCGUAAACAGUGGUGUUGGUAGGUCUUUAUUGUGUUAGCUUGUAGGGUCUUAGCUACUUGUUGUGCUGGUGAUACUAAAUCCUCCUCAGAGCCCUAUGUUCCGUAUGAGAUAUCAGUGCGAGCUGCAAACAGUGCCGGUGUGGGAGAAGCCAGAGAGAUUGUCAUAUUUACCAAAGAAGGAGUUCCUCUGGUUGCACCAACCAUACUCGCUCUUCAAAGAACUAACUCAACCUCUGCACUGAUAGAGUGGAAACCGCUGAGACCUCAAGAUUUGAGGGGAAAUCUGACCUCUUAUCUCUUGGUGUAUUCCAAACAGAGCGACUCCUGUCCCACUGUCCCUGAGGGCUAUGAAAACAGCACAUCAGUUGAAGCUCUUUCUCCAGCCUAUUCCCUCACAGACGUGUUGGAUCCUAGACACAAGUACUGUGUUGGUAUAGCUGCUGUGACUGGUGCUGGGGCUGGAGUCUUUAGCUACAAGUCUGUGUCCUGGUUUGACUCUGCCAGUUUUUCAUUGGUUAUUGAGGUGACUCUCUGCUCCCAGUGGAUUGAGGAGCUGCCUGUAGACAAAGCAAGAGACCUAACUGUUGAAAUAAGUCGUGGAAUAUCCCAGUAUUGUCAGUGUGUGUUCACGAGCGACUACCUCACUGAUACCAUGUUCAUAUGCGACGAUAGCAGAAGAGAUGUGGUGAGAUUUGAGGGCCAAAUAAUUGGAACGAAUGAGCAGGACAGUGGCAGUCUGAAGGAGAACAUGCAGCAAUGGGUCUCCAGUGAACCAACUGUGACAGUACAAGAGGAGCAGGUACAAGUAGUAAAUCCUACUGAUGAAGAAGAAACUGAGGACUCAAAUGUACCAUCAGUCGCUAUUGGAGUCAGUAUUGCAGGAGUAAUUCUUCUUGUAGCACUGGUGGUCUUUGCAGCUGUUUGUGCCACAUACAUUAGAUGCAAGCGAAAUGGUUCAAAGCAAGGGGCAGAAAGAGACCAACUGGAAAUAUCGACCAGUACUAGCAUUGACAGUCCACUGUUACAGAUCUGAAGAACCCAUACUAUGGUUAUGGAGUCCAUGCACAAGAGAGGGACCUAACUGACUCUGGAUACUCUAUCGUACAAAAGAAACAAAUGGCGGUGAAAGAAGUUGAAAACCCCACGUAUGGACUGAACGAGGUCAAGAAAGGGAAGGACCCGAUCUCAAAUCCACUGUAUGGAGCCAACACACUGCCAGGAGUGCAGUUGCCAUCGUCCAGUGGCAGUGGGCUGUACAGCGAGAUUCCUACCAGCAGGGAGGAGUGCUUUUAUGAAGAAACGAAACACUUGUAGUCCUUUCUAUGUAGUUUUGUGUGUGUGUAGCUAAUCCUUGAAAAUUGUGUAGCUAUCAUGAAGUCAUUGCUGUGUGCUGUAGAAAUCAACACAUGACUGCCAUCUUUUAUUAUACCUCACAUUGAUUGUAGCGUGAAUGUCAUUUAAAUGUUGAUUCAUAGGUGUGGCUAGGUCCUAUAUACAGUAGUGCUGAUAAACAAUCCACAGUCAACUAAAAGUAUGAACCUUGAGAAGUUC
Geodia barretti is the source of this 2813-nucleotide messenger RNA. The record is from the annotation of a GenBank genome assembly. NCBI's taxonomy places the organism in Eukaryota, Metazoa, Porifera, Demospongiae, Tetractinellida, Geodiidae.